Molecule: messenger RNA, 1701 nt
Organism: Seriola dumerili (greater amberjack)
Lineage: Eukaryota; Metazoa; Chordata; Actinopteri; Carangiformes; Carangidae
Product: betaine--homocysteine S-methyltransferase 1-like
Exons: 8
Coding region: 64-1200 (378 amino acids)
Molecular function (GO): betaine-homocysteine S-methyltransferase activity; zinc ion binding
Source: RefSeq, a predicted model, not a curated record
CAGCGACCAGUGAUUUCUGCGCAGGCCUGGUUCUGAGCGUUGGUCUGAGACGAGUUUUCGCCAAUGGAGAACAAGAGGAGUAAGGGUAUCUUGGAGCGUUUGAAUGCUGGGGAGGUGGUUGUAGGAGAUGGAGGUUACGUGCUGCAGCUAGAACGACGUGGCUACGUGAAGGCAGGACACUGGACCCCUGAGGCUGCAGUUGAGCACCCUGAAGCUGUGCGGCAGCUACACAGGGAGUUUCUGAGAGCAGGAGCCAAUGUGCUUCAGACGUUCACUUUCUACUGCAGUGAGGAUAAGCUGGAGAUCAGUGGCAAUGUCACCAACGUAACUGGAGCUCAGAUCAAUGAGGCAGCCUGUGACCUGGCCAGGGAGGUAGCCAAUGAGGGUGAUGCACUAGUCGCUGGGUGCGUGUCUAAGACUCCCUGUUAUGUGAAGAGUUGCAGUGAGGCUGAGGUCAAGGCCAUCUUUAAGAAACAAAUGGAUGACUUCCUUAAAAAGGACAUUGAUUUCUUUAUAGUAGAGUUUGUCGAUCAUGUGGAAGAGGCAGUGUGGGCAGUGGAGGUGAUGAAGAGCAGCGGUAAACCAGUGGGUGCAACACUGUGCAUCUCCCCUCAAGGAGACAUGCAGGGAGUCCCACCUGGAGAGUGCGCUGUCAGGCUGGUCAGAGCCGGAGCUGACAUUGUUGGAGUGAACUGCCACCUGGACCCUCUGACGUGCGUUCAUACAGUGAAGCUGAUGAAAGAGGGAUUAGAGAAAGCUGGUCUCAGAGCCCAUCUCAUGAUCCAGCCACUGGGCUUUCACACACCUGAGUGCAACUUCGGUGGAUACACCAGCCUUCCUGAGUACCCCUUCGCACUGGAGACCAGAGUAAUCACCCGCUGGGACGUUCAUAAAUACGCCAGAGAGGCCUACAAUGCAGGAAUUCGGUACAUCGGUGGCUGCUGUGGAUUCGAGCCCUACCAUAUUAGAGCUAUAGCAGAAGAGCUGUCUGCAGAGGGAGGAUCACUCCCUCCAGCUUCAGAGAAGCACGGACUCUGGGGAGCUGGAUUGGAGAUGCACACUAAACCCUGGGUCAGAGCCAGGGCUCAUCGGGACUACUGGGAAAACCUCUUGCCUGCUACUGGACGUCCCAAAUGCCCCUCCAUGGCCACACCAGCCGACAACUACGAGAAGCAGCUGAAGUCCAACAUACCAUCAUAAUUGUUUGUAUCUACUAUUCAGUAGAUACUUGAUGUCGUAGUUUUUAUAUUUUUUCUAACAGGUUAUCCACCUUUUUUGAUAUCAAGAAUUAGAAACAAAUUAGGUAUUUCAUCAAACAUUUUGUCCUUUCCCAAAGCUCAACAUUCCCUCCCAGUGUCCUUACUUUAUUAUUUGGCGUUGUGUUGAGGUGGCUUAGAAACUUUACACCAUAUGCUCAAUGUAACUUGGGUGUAAUCGUUUGUGAACUAACUGCCUCUCUUUCUUUUUUCUGUUCCGUAACUAUGCACUAUUCAUAAACCUACUAACAGAGUGUACAUAGAAACGCCGCUGGUCUUAUCACUAGUUAACGCAAUACUGUUUCUCAUUGUAUGAGGGUAUUUUGAUGUAAAUGUGUUAGCCAAAUGUCGUACAUAAAUGCACCUCAGAAAAACAAAGAUCUCCUUCUCUAACUCUGCUGCAUACACAUGGCUCAAUGUUUCUUGUGUUACCUUUAUCAGUGUG